AUGGGCUGUUCGGUCAAUUGGACAAUAUUGUAUCUCGGUUUAAUGGUUUGGGGUGGCGCAGUUCAAUGUCAGAACUGCGCGGGACAAACGAAUCAAGUUGACAAAAAUCGGGAUCCCAACACUGGUUCAUCAAGGUCUCAAUUGAUGAAUACGCUUUUAACAGUUGCUGCUGCAAAUGGAGUACUACCCGAUUUGCUACCAGUCAUCCAACCAUCACUAUCUGAAUCCAAGGAUACGCCGAAAACAUUGAAUUUGAUCCAAUUGUCACCGAACCGAUCUAAAGAGCCGGUAGUGACUGGGAAACCCCUAGCACCAAGUCUUCAACCCAUUGCAACACCAUUAAGAGCCUCGCGUUAUCCAUUUUACAAUACACCACUACAGAUGACAUUCACGCCUAGACUGACACCAUCCAAUGUGGUUCCAGCAUCUCAGGCUGUAGAAAGUCCAUACAAAGUUCAACCUAGCGCAGGUAUUCAAGCAAUACCCGCGACCUGGCAAGCGAACAGAUCAGAUUGGCUUCAGGAACCACCCAUGCCUGCAAAUCUGCAAAUCACUCCACCUGCAUUUAUAGCAAACGAGAGAAAAGAAGAAACUCCAGCUCAGUUUCCAAUUGAUUAUGAUUCUCUACCCGUGAACUUGCAAAUCAAUUUACCAUCUCAGAAUCCACCUCAAAUAACUGUGGUUUCAGCGUCUCCUAAUCGGGCCCCAGAGGUUUUACCAAAUCCUUAUCCAUACCACCCUCCCAUCAUUAUCGACAGAGGAGACUCUUUAAACUCCAUAUUGCCGAUAAUGUUGGUUGCCUUGAUAGCCAACGACAGAGAUAAUUGUGGGUGCAACUGUUGCUGUUCUUGCUCCAAGAAUGUGGUACCUAUACCAUACCCUAUUCCAUUCCCUGUAAACAGUCCUGUUGUAACAAACUCUAGAUCGGAUAAAUCUAGCAAUGAUGACGACAAAGAUAGAUAG
Messenger RNA from Pieris macdunnoughi, 963 nucleotides. NCBI's taxonomy places the organism in Eukaryota, Metazoa, Arthropoda, Insecta, Lepidoptera, Pieridae. The record is from the annotation of a GenBank genome assembly.